Arachis duranensis is the source of this 1198-nucleotide messenger RNA. Its product is annotated as glutathione S-transferase Z1. NCBI's taxonomy places the organism in Eukaryota, Viridiplantae, Streptophyta, Magnoliopsida, Fabales, Fabaceae. The record is from RefSeq and is a predicted model, not a curated record.
CACACUUAGUGAAAUUUUUGUCCUUCCAAAACUCACACUUAGCCUUCAUCUCGAUCCCCUUUUAGAAACCCUGUCACCAUCGAAGAAACCCUCCAAAACUCACCGUCACGAAGAAACCCUCUCGCUACAGAAACCCUCUCACUCAUCACUAACCGUCGCUCCUCUUCGCCCUCCUCCUUGUCGCCGCGCCGCCCUCACCAUCCUCAUCUUUGUGCUUCUCAUCGUCCUUCCCCUUUCAAUCCGAUCGAGUAACCCUCAUCUCUGCGCUAUAUACUGAGCUUAAUGAAAAUUUUUUCUUUGAUUCGUCACCAAUUCACGCUACCUGCACAAACUCGCGCGCCUUCUCCUUCGAUUCAUCGCCGCUGCUCAUCUCUUCUUCAAGGGUUUUCACCUUCGAUUUGUCGUCGCUCAUCUCUUCUUCACCGUUGCCAUUCAUCACCGCACUCACCAAUGUCAAAGAAACUGUGUGCUCUCUAGCGACCUCUUCUCUGCUCUACUAUGAAGCAUCAAGGUUUCCAAUGAGGCAAAGCAUCGAUCCCUAACAAGCGAGUACUCUGCUUCAAUUUCUGUCGUGCUGUCUGACUCAACUAGCGCAAGCUGAAUGGAUCUUGUGUUUGUCGGUCUUCUUCCUUCUCUGUUUUCUUUUUUUUUUUGUCCUUUUCAUUUUCUCGUUAAGGAAGAACUUGAUUUUCCAAAGAGUGAAGGAUCUUUAGCUGGUAGCAUUAACAUUCUUUCCCCUGCUGGUUGCUGCAUUGGAUUACUAUUCUUUUUGCUUUUCCUCCAAAUCUGACCCCAGUUUGUUCUAAACCUAUGCUCUGUAUUUAUUUCUGUUAAAUGUAUUGUUAAAUUGCCUUGUUUAAACAACCAUCAGAGUUCCUCAAGUUGAAUCCUCUUGCUUUAAUUCCUAUUCUGGUGGAUGGCGAUUUUAUUCUUGCUGAAUCCUUAGCCAUUAUUAUGUAUUUGGACGAUAAGUAUCCUCAAUACCCUUUGCUGCCUCAUGACGUUCCCAAAAGAGCACUCAAUUUUCAGGUUGCACAUAUUGUUUUGCAGGAUAACUUCAUUGAGAAAAAGGUUGGCCCUCAUGAAAAACUUCCUUGGGCACAAAGUGUCAUUAGAAAGGGCUUCACAGUGCAAGAUCACUUGGAGGAUUUUAAUUGGUGUUGCCGUGGAAAAUGUAAUCCGACAGCCCAUUCCAAAG